AUGGCUGCUCCCGAGGCCGCGGCCCAGGACAGAGUCUUCCGUACAGCAGGGCUGCCUACAGAGAGCGAACCGCAACCGCUUCCGUCCAGAUACCGGAAGUUUCCGUUUAAAACGGAGGCGGCAGACCCGCUCGGCGGCGCGGCGGUUGAAGCUGAGCAUCUUCUGAACGAGAGCGACCAGGACCGCGGGCAGGAGCAGCAGGCGCCUGGGGCCCAGCCGUGCCGCCUCGUUACGAUGACCAGUGUGGUUAAGACCGUGUACAGCCUGCAGCCCCCCUCUGUGCCGAGCGUCGGCCUUCCCGCAGACACACAAACUCGAGCCACUUCUAAGAGUCUAUUACCUGUUAGGUUCAAAGAAGUUGAUGUUCCCAGACAUCUUCAUUCAGGAGGUUCAGAGAAUGAUGUUAUGAAAAUCACCAAACCAAAACGAGAGAAUGGGCAGAUGAAAGUUGCAGACACUGCCACCAGGAGGAAUGUCAAAAAGGGGUGA
This is a messenger RNA of Propithecus coquereli (Coquerel's sifaka), 489 nucleotides long. RefSeq names its product kinetochore-localized astrin/SPAG5 binding protein (gene KNSTRN). The record is from RefSeq and is a predicted model, not a curated record. Gene Ontology annotation, cellular component: mitotic spindle; kinetochore; centriolar satellite. NCBI's taxonomy places the organism in Eukaryota, Metazoa, Chordata, Mammalia, Primates, Indriidae. Bases 1 to 489 code for a protein of 162 amino acids. The transcript has 4 exons. Gene Ontology annotation, biological process: spindle organization; regulation of attachment of spindle microtubules to kinetochore; mitotic sister chromatid segregation.